UCCAUAAACCCAUUCCUCUCUUCCCAAACCAUCUCUCUCUCUCUCUCUCUCUCUCUCUCUCUCUCUCUCUCUCUCUCUCUCCCUUCAGUUUGAAACUAACACUGCUUGUGUACUGCUAGAAUAGAAGAAAAUGGGAGCACUUGACUAUCUGUCUAACUUUUGCACUGUUACAAGCACAAGAAGCCGAAGCAAACGCAAACCAAUGCAGACUGUAGAUAUCAAGGUGAAAAUGGACUGUGAUGGCUGUGAAAGGAGAGUUAAACAUGCUGUUUCAUCCAUGAAAGGAGUGAAAUCCGUGGAGGUAAGCAGGAAACAAAGCAGGGUGACAGUUUCAGGCUACGUAGAUUCAAAGAAAGUGUUGAAGAGGAUUAAGAGCACAGGAAAGAAAGCAGAACUCUGGCCUUAUGUUCCUUACAACUUGGUGUCUUACCCAUAUGUUGCUCAGGCCUAUGACAAGAAGGCACCUGCCGGAUUUGUCAGGAACGUGGUUCAGGCACUUCCCAGCCCCAAUGCCCCAGAUGAGAAGCUCACGACUCUCUUCAGUGAUGAUAACCCAAAUGCAUGCUCUAUCAUGUAAUUAAGUCUCUGAAGCUUUUUAAUGGUGUAAUGAAAGUGAACUAUCUAUCAUCUUUAGUUAAUACCAGUUUAUAUAUAUAUAUGUCAUUUUUGUUUCUUUU
Messenger RNA from Macadamia integrifolia, 677 nucleotides. RefSeq names its product heavy metal-associated isoprenylated plant protein 21-like. The transcript is spliced from 3 exons. The record is from RefSeq and is a predicted model, not a curated record. Bases 131 to 577 code for a protein of 148 amino acids. Lineage: Eukaryota; Viridiplantae; Streptophyta; Magnoliopsida; Proteales; Proteaceae. Gene Ontology annotation, molecular function: metal ion binding.